Molecule: messenger RNA, 1605 nt
Organism: Aspergillus piperis CBS 112811
Lineage: Eukaryota; Fungi; Ascomycota; Eurotiomycetes; Eurotiales; Aspergillaceae
Gene: sdh2
Product: succinate dehydrogenase iron-sulfur protein subunit SDH2
Exons: 4
Coding region: 413-1249 (278 amino acids)
Biological process (GO): respiratory electron transport chain; aerobic respiration; tricarboxylic acid cycle
Cellular component (GO): mitochondrial membrane
Molecular function (GO): electron transfer activity; 2 iron, 2 sulfur cluster binding
Source: RefSeq, a predicted model, not a curated record
GAACACAAUUCGGCUUCAAUUGACUUCCGAUUCAAGGUCACUGAGUGGAAUUAUAUUCAAUCCAGUGCCUCGCCGUGUAUCCCCGACGCUUGCAAUUAGGCUUUGCGUGAUUGGCCAGCACCAGCUGAGUCAGCCAUUUGCCGGCCGCCAGACCCGAGGUUACCUUGAGCUGCCAAAGGCGACAAAACAUCGCCAGAACCGAUCGACUUCACUUCCUCGUGCCUCCCUUGGACCUCGUUUGUCGUUGCCGCUGGCUGGCUGCUCUUCUUUCAGGCCUCUCUCCCCUCCCUCCACCGCCAUCGACAUUCUUUCGGUCUCAUUGACCUCUCCUACUCGCGCAUAUCCUAUUUUUCGCCCUCUGGUAGAUCCCUCGCCCCCCGAUCGACCGUGAUCUCUUUCUCGACCGCCCACAAUGGCUGCCCUUCGCACGACCUCGCGCCUGUUCGCUUCCUCGAAGCCGCUGUUCCGCCCAGCCGCCUUCACUCGCUCCUAUGCGACCGUUGACGCCCUUUCCCAGGACCCCAACCCCUCGGAGCAGCCCCGGGUCAAGACUUUCCAUGUCUACCGCUGGAACCCCGAUCAGCCCACCGAGAAGCCCAAGAUGCAGUCUUACUCCCUGGAUCUGAACAAGACCGGUCCCAUGAUGCUGGAUGCCCUGAUCCGCAUCAAGAACGAGAUGGACCCCACCCUGACUUUCCGGAGAAGUUGCAGAGAGGGUAUCUGUGGAAGUUGCGCGAUGAACAUUGACGGUGUCAACACCCUGGCUUGCCUGUGCCGUAUCCCCACCGAUACCGCCAAGGAGUCUCGCAUCUACCCUCUGCCUCACACCUACGUCGUCAAGGACUUGGUCCCCGAUUUGACCUACUUCUACAAGCAGUACAAGUCGAUCAAGCCUUACCUGCAGCGCGACACCCCGACCGCGGAUGGUCUCGAGAACCGUCAGAGCCCCGAGGAGCGUAAGAAGCUGGACGGUCUGUACGAGUGCAUUCUGUGCGCUUGCUGCUCUACCUCCUGCCCCUCUUACUGGUGGAACAGCGAGGAGUACCUUGGACCCGCCAUCCUCCUCCAGUCCUACCGUUGGUUGGCCGAUUCCCGUGACGAGAAGACCGCCGAGCGUAAGGCCGCUCUCGACAACAGCAUGAGCGUGUACCGUUGCCACACCAUUCUCAACUGCUCGCGGACUUGCCCCAAGGGCCUGAACCCCGCACGGGCCAUUGCGGAGAUCAAGAAGAUGAUGACUGCUCAUUAGAGAAGUGACACGAGAUCUAAAAAGAAUUGCUUUCUCUUUGUGCAUUACGUCUUGUGUGGCUGGGUAUUUUUCCUUCUUUCCUAUCCCAUUUCUUUUUGGUUAAUUCGUGUCUGAGCUUUAUUCCCUCCAUCCCCGAGGUCUUUCAUGUCGGAUGUGUUUCAAUAGGUGUAAAUUGUGAAUGUGAUUUAUAGCCAUGGCGGUCAGCCAGUGAUCAAUUGAGUAUAUACUUGUGUGAUCAGCGUAAUGCGUAAGGUACAGGCGGUGUCAAUUCGGGUUUCAUAUAUAUUAUAUAUAGUGGAGUGUAUACGCCUUGAUUUCAAUAAUAGGUACCGCCAAUCAAUUAUCUUUGAACUGGA